AUGCUUUCCCGAUUAGAGGACGUGGAACAGCAACUGUGGACGGCGGCGACAGCCAUCAAGCUGCACUUGCGGUUGUUAAAAGGCGAGCAUGAGGCCAUCGGGUGGGCAGAGAUCGCGGCACUUGCGCUCGUAUGUGGCCGGAUCGAGCAGGUGCAGAGCGAGUUGCGAGACUCGACCACGGAAAUACUGUCAUUGGCUAGGAUAAGCCUGGCUGGGGGAGGCAGUAGAGAAGGAGAAGGCCACGAAGCAGAGCGAGACAGUGAAGAUGGAGACACUGAGACGGAAGAUGAAGCAGAAGAAAUGGAGGAUAUAAAGGUGGCUACAGAAAGAGAAGAUGACGUUGAUAAGAGAGCUAGAGGACUGUAUACAGAUGACAAUGACGUUGAAAUGAAGGCGGAACAUCCAGAGGCUGAUGCAAAGACACCUCCAAGCCAGCAAGUAGCCAAGAAGCUAGUGGAGGUGGAGACGACAAGAGCGGUAGUGACGCUAUCAGCUGGAAGAGACCGUGAGGUAGCGGCUCGAAUGGCGAAAUUGAAGGUUUGUAAGAGGAAUCUGAUCUCUCUGGCGCAAAAGGAGAAGCUUAGUGCUAGUGUGAACAAUGAGGUGGUACCAUCUGCCGGAGCUUCGAACUCUAACAAGCGACCUCGUACCGACUCGGACGAGACUGGACCGGAGUUUAAGCGACCUCGGCCCAGGGAUCCUUUCGACCCAGUCAAGCUUAUUGUAGCUAGGUUUGGUGAGGUGGCAUUAAAAGUCAAAAUGUUGGUCUCAAGUGGGAACGAAGUUACCAACAGAGCACAAGAAAUGGGGAGCGCUGUGGGUGAAAUGAAGGUAGCUGCGACAGCCGCGAUCAACGGAGUCACUGAGCUGCUCGAGCAUCCAGACUACCAUGGCCAAGACAUUGUGACGCAGCAGCGCUGGAAUGGACAUCAUGACGAGUUUUCUGUCGCGUAUUCCUGCGCAGAAUCUCAGGUUUGCGUGGUUGCAGCGCACCACAUACGAGUUGAUCUCCAGUCGUUGGCGACGAGCUUUACGAAGGUGGAAGCUUACACGGAGGACAACAUUUAUGAGUUCGAAAGAGAACCCGUUCCUACUCUCGAUGUGAUGGAGAGCCGCGUCAAACGCUUUCGGCAACUGAAAAAGAAGAACAUGAUGAGUCCGAUACAGUCCAUUUCAGGCGGAUUACUCAUUGAUAUCAGCUACUUUAGUGCUCAGAAUGUGGAUAAAAAAGUGGUGCGCUCUGUAGAGAAUUGGUCUCGCUUCACGGCGGUGGGAAAAGCCCUCGCCGCUUGGAUGCAUCGGGCUCUCAAGUCAAAAGCACGACUGCCGCAUAACUUUUUCAAAAGAUUAUCAGAGCAGCUACAGGAGUUCGACGCGAAAUUCCCAGACAAGUUGUCGCCCUACUUGUUGAGGCACGUCGCUUUCUCGAGCAUCGCGGACACGUCUUGGAAUUUGUAG
Messenger RNA from Phytophthora infestans T30-4, 1458 nucleotides. RefSeq lists its product as uncharacterized. Lineage: Eukaryota; Oomycota; Peronosporomycetes; Peronosporales; Peronosporaceae. The record is from RefSeq and is a predicted model, not a curated record. The transcript is spliced from 5 exons. Bases 1 to 1458 code for a protein of 485 amino acids.